UUUUUUUUUUUCCCUUCAAAAAAACCAGCUCUUCUUCUCUCCAUUUUUCACCCUCUCGCUUAAUUUCUUUCUUUGUGUUUCUCUCCAAACAUGAAUUCUCCAAAACCAUGUGUUUUAAUCUUAAUCUUGAUCUUUACACCCUUAUUUGCUAAUAAUUUUCUUGUUUAUGUUAACUCUAUAACUUCUUCUUCGUCGUCGUCGGAUGAUGAAUAUGCCACUAAUUUUUUCGACGCUAUAACUUCCAUCAAUUCAAGGGCUUCUUUGAAGUCCGGUAGGAACCAAACGUCGUCGUCCUCGUCUGCUACAAGCGGUCCUUCCAGCUGCAAGGUAUGGGACGUGGCCUGCUCCGAGGCUGUGUUGGGCGUGGCCCGGAAGCCCGAGAACGUUGAAUGGAUUAAAGGGUUGAGGAGGAAGAUACAUGAGAACCCGGAGCUUGCGUUCGAAGAGUAUGAAACGAGUAAACUGGUUUGUGCCGAGUUAGACCGGAUGGAUAUUGAAUAUAGGUACCCUUUGGCGAAAACGGGUAUUCGGGCUUGGAUUGGGACCGGAGGCCCGCCCUUUGUUGCCAUCCGAGCUGACAUGGAUGCUCUUCCUAUACAGGAAGCUGUAGAAUGGGAGCAUAAAAGCAAAGUCCCCGGAAAAAUGCAUGCUUGUGGGCACGAUGCACAUGUGGCCAUGCUCGUGGGUGCUGCCAAAAUAUUGAAGAAUCGAGAACACCUUUUGAAGGGAACAGUUAUACUGCUCUUUCAGCCAGCUGAGGAAGCGGGAAAUGGUGCAAAGCGGAUGAUUGGAGAUGGGGCAUUGGAAAACGUAGAGGCCAUUUUUGCAGUCCAUGUAUCUCAUGAACACCCCACGGCUAUCAUUGGCUCUAGGCCUGGUCCUCUACUUGCGGGGUGCGGCUUCUUUAGAGCUGUAAUCAGUGGAAGAAAAGGCCUUGCCGGGAACCCUCACCACUCAGUUGACCCCAUCUUGGCAGCUUCAGCUGCCGUAAUUAGCUUACAGGGGAUUGUUUCUCGCGAAUCGAAUCCAUUGGACUCCCAGGUCGUGUCUGUCACCUCAUUCAAUGGAGGCAAUAAUCUUGAUAUGAUCCCUGACACUGUAGUUAUUGGAGGUACCUUCAGGGCUUUCUCCAAUGCCAGCUUUUACAACCUGCUUCAAAGAAUCGAAGAGGUGAUCGUGGAACAGGCCAGUGUCUUCAGAUGCUCUGCAACGGUUGACUUCUUCGAAAAGGAGUACACCAUCUAUCCCCCAACCGUGAAUGAUGACCGAAUGUAUGAGCAUGUAAAGAAGGUGGCUACAGAUCUGCUAGGUCCACCGAAUUUCAGGGUGGUCCCUCCGAUGAUGGGUGCCGAGGACUUCUCCUUUUAUUCGCAGGUGGUUCCAGCAGCUUUCUACUACAUUGGCAUAAGGAACGAAACCUUAGGGUCUGUACACACGGGUCACUCGCCAUACUUUAUGAUCGAUGAAGAUGUUCUUCCUAUUGGUGCUGCAGUUCAUGCCACCAUUGCAGAAAGAUACCUCAUUGAGCAUGGUUAAGUGAGGAGGCUAUCUCUGGUUUAUCCUUAGAGUGGGAAACUGUGACUCAACUGAGCACGGAAUACUAAGAGAAUUUGCAACGUGAUGUGCUCUCGUAAUUUUGGUCCACUUAGGGUGCAUGGAAAGGGCAAGAUUUUCCACUCUGGCAAUGUAGAGAAGUGGGCAGAGGAUGCUCUGCUCGUAGAAUGUAGUUGUAAUUGUAACAAUAUUGAAUGUUUCAAGUAAUUGAACCCUGCAUUCACCUAUUCCCCUGA
This is a messenger RNA of Theobroma cacao (cacao), 1790 nucleotides long. It is a transcript of the gene ILL6, whose product is annotated as IAA-amino acid hydrolase ILR1-like 6. Gene Ontology annotation, biological process: auxin metabolic process; jasmonic acid metabolic process. Lineage: Eukaryota; Viridiplantae; Streptophyta; Magnoliopsida; Malvales; Malvaceae. The record is from RefSeq and is a predicted model, not a curated record. Gene Ontology annotation, molecular function: hydrolase activity.